Malus domestica (apple) is the source of this 1792-nucleotide messenger RNA. Its product is annotated as transcription factor bHLH18-like. Lineage: Eukaryota; Viridiplantae; Streptophyta; Magnoliopsida; Rosales; Rosaceae. The record is from RefSeq and is a predicted model, not a curated record. Gene Ontology annotation, molecular function: protein dimerization activity.
CAGUGAAUUAAUCAAUAGGGUUUCCUUAAUUAAGUUCCAUUCCUCAAGUUUCAUGGUUAACAUUCGGCUGCAACUUCUUGUUUCUUUUUUUAUUACAUAAAUUGUAACUGAUACCUGACGGUGAUUCUCUUGCUCUCCAGGAUUAUCUUGUCACUAGAUUUGAUUAAACAGGGGAACUAGCUGAGCUGCAUUAAUAUGGACAUAUCAUCAGCCAAAUGGUUUUCUGAAUUGGGAAUGGACUACAGUUUCAUUCCUCAAUGUCACUUGAACAGUCUAGAUGACGGGUUUAAUGCACAUGAUAUUGGCACUGCCCUUGGGGAGAAUUUCAAACAAUCUUUCUCUUCCGAGAGCUAUUCCUCUUACUCAACUUUGACAACCAAAAACACCCCCACCACGACGACCAUUGCAUCAAGUGGUGGUUCAUCCAUUAAUGAGACUUCUCAUGGCACCAGCUUUGAGAGGCCAGCCAAACUGCUCAAGACUAGCAGCUGGAACUCUAUCAUCACAGAAAAUGUUUCACCAAAACCUUGCUCUUCCUCCUCCCAGAUUCUUUCUUUUGAGAACUUGAACUCGCCACUGCCUUCCAAGCCUCAAAAGUUUUGUAAUAAAUUUGAGCCUGCGUUGAAGCCAAAGGAUGAGGCACCUUCCCAAAUUAAUAUGCGGUUUUCACAUGCUCAAGACUAUGAAGCAAAAGGCAGUAGCCAGGGCACUAAGAGGCCUUGCCCAACAAGUAGAACACCACCUUCACAUGCUCAAGACCACAUAAUGGCUGAAAGAAAGCGGAGAGAAAAGCUCAGCCAGCGGUUCAUAGCUCUUUCUGCGAUCGUUCCUGGCCUAAAGAAGAUGGACAAAGCUUCUGUUCUUGGAGAUGCUAUAAAGCAUGUGAAGGAGCUUCAAGAAAGGGUGAAAGUGCUUGAGGAACGAUCCAAGAAAAGAACUGUGGAAUCCGUGGUAUUUGUGAAAAAGUCUCAACUCUCCGCUGAUGAUGACACCUCUUCAUGUGAUGAAAACUUUGAUGGUUGCGGCCCCGACGAAGCUGCACUCCCAGAAAUUGAAGCAAGAGUUUCAGAAAAGGAUGUAUUGAUUCGAAUCCACUGCGAGAAACAGAAAGGAGUUGUGGUGAAAAUACUAAGCGAAAUUGAAAAGCUUCAAUUAUCUGUGGUUAAUAGCAGCGUCUUGCCAUUUGGGGCCUCCACUCUAGACAUAACCAUUAUGUCUCAGAUGGAUGAUGGAUUCAAUAUGACAGUGAAGGAUCUAGCAAGAAAGUUGCGAGGGGCUCUGUUGACGUUCAUGUGAGAUGCCAUAUGGGGCAGAUAUUCUAAGGAUUCUGUUUCUGCAACCUGUACAUUAUCCGAAUUACCUAAAAGUUAUCUUUUCCCAACCCUUUGCUACUAGCUACUUUUUUCCAUUCCUGUGAUGUGAGUCUCCCUUAUUUUCUGACAUCCCCCAUUUGGGUCUUUAUUUUGCCAUGAGGGUUCUUGCUAUAUGUAUUUUCUGGAGGGUUUUUUAGUUCUUAUUUUUGCGUGGUUGGCUGGUUGCUGCCACGUUGAGUUUACCCGCCUGCUGUGACAAAUAAGGAACCCCAUGGCCUGGUUUUUAAUAUAGUUUUUUAAGAGGUUAGAGUUUCAUUUUUGAAUGAAAUAUCUUUCUUCUAUGUUUUUGGGCUUAGCAAAGGAAGCUCAAACUUGGUCUAUUUUCUUGUAUUCGGAGAAACAAACUUGGUCUAUGUUUGAGACUUGACUGUAAUCAGUCAUCCUUGUUAUGCACUAUAACUACUUGUUUCAACUUCGUA